Molecule: messenger RNA, 1779 nt
Organism: Podospora bellae-mahoneyi
Lineage: Eukaryota; Fungi; Ascomycota; Sordariomycetes; Sordariales; Podosporaceae
Exons: 3
Coding region: 1-1779 (592 amino acids)
Molecular function (GO): oxidoreductase activity, acting on CH-OH group of donors; flavin adenine dinucleotide binding
Source: RefSeq, a predicted model, not a curated record
AUGAACAUACUAUCCCUGGAGGUAUUGACAAUGAAGCUUCGCUGGCUCUCUACCCCCUUUGUCUCGUUGGCGGCCAAGAUGAAGCUAUCAUUGGGCACCUCAAACAACGGAGGCGGAGGCGCUUCCAGCCUCUUGUCACUUGCUCUUUUGCUGACUCUAAACCCACUCACAGCAACUGCUCAAACGGCCCCACGAGAUGGCGCCAUCUACGAUUACAUCGUCGUUGGGAGCGGCCCCGGAGGCGGUGUUGUCGCUUCAAAUCUUGCCAAAGCGGGCUAUUCUGUUCUGAUCCUCGAGGCUGGUGACGACAGUCCGGGACAAGGCUUCGGUCGUUACACCCCCACCGUUACGUGGGAUUUCUUCGUGAAGCACUAUCCAGAGGGGGAUCCAAGAGACAACAAAUAUAGUCAUCUCACCUGGAGGACAAGAGAGGGCAGGUAUUGGGUUGGGCAGAGUGGUGCACCGGCUGGCUCUACGCUGCUUGGAGUGUAUUAUCCUCGCGGUUCCACACUCGGUGGCUCGUCCAUGAUCAACGCCAUGGUCACUUGGCUGCCGAGUGAUAGUGAUUGGAACUUUCAUGCCAAUGUCACAGGGGAUGACAGCUGGCGAGCUGAGAACAUGCACGCCAUUUUCAAGAAGAUUGAAAAAAACAACUAUGCCACCCGUGGAGCUGCCAACGCGGCAAAUCAUGGCUUCGACGGCUUUUUCCAGACCAACAUGGGUUCCAUGACCCAACAGCGCCAGCUCGGCCAGCUCUCGGGCAACCGUGUGAUGCAGACAUAUGCGCAAGACUGGGGCCUAUCAGGACAGUCCAUGAACAACUUGUUGACUCGUGACCCGAACGAAAUCAACCCCAACCGCGAUCAGACCUCCUCGAUCUACGGUCUCGUCACCCACGCCUUCUCCAAUGGCAACCGAUACUCCUCCCGCAACUACAUCCAAGACACACAGCGCACUGUCGGCUCCAACCUCACCGUCUCUCUUACCUCCCUCGCGACCAAGAUUCUCUUUGAUACAGCCUCCAAAUGCGAUGGCACUGCGGCCAAGCCCCGCGCCACUGGAGUUGAGUACUUGUUCGGACGCUCUCUGUAUAAGGGUGAUUCGCGCCGCGCUGCCAAUGCCCAAGGCACCAAGCGCACUGCUUACGCCCGCCGCGAGGUCAUCCUCUCGGGAGGUGCCUUCAACUCCCCUCAGCUCCUCCAGCUGUCGGGUAUUGGAGAUGCAGCCCUCCUGAAGCAGUACAGUAUUCCUUUGAUCAAAGAUCUGCCCGGUGUCGGUCAAAACCUCAUGGACAAUCAAGAAAUGCCCAUCGUUGGCACUGGCAGCGCCGGCUCCGGUUUGGCGGAAGUCUCCAUGUUUAAGACCAAGCACCCGGCCCACGGGGAGAGAGACAUGUUCCUAAUGGGUGGUCAAGGGUUCCUGUUCAGAGGUUUCUGGCCUGAUAACCCGCCACCUUGCAAUGCCGGACCAGAUGCGAAUGGAUACUGCGGGAAGGAGGAUGAAAACUGGAUUCAUGAGCGGACCUUUGGGCACCACCCUACUUCUACCAAUAGAAUCGGGGCGGACAAUGACCCGCUGGCGGUGCUGGACAGCAAGUUUAGGGUUAGAGGGGUGAGUGGGUUGAGAGUGGUGGAUGCAAGCGCCUUUGCGCGGAUCCCGGGGGUCUUCCCUGCUGUGUCGACGUUCAUGAUCAGCCAGAAGGCGAGUGACGAUAUGUUGGCCGAGUUGAAGGAUGGGCAGGCGGUCAAGGUUUGCGUGAACGGCGUGUUGAUUUCAUGA